Molecule: messenger RNA, 3598 nt
Organism: Lineus longissimus
Lineage: Eukaryota; Metazoa; Nemertea; Pilidiophora; Heteronemertea; Lineidae
Product: neuronal acetylcholine receptor subunit alpha-9-like
Exons: 8
Coding region: 96-1364 (422 amino acids)
Biological process (GO): nervous system process; signal transduction; monoatomic ion transmembrane transport
Cellular component (GO): postsynaptic membrane; synapse; neuron projection
Molecular function (GO): transmembrane signaling receptor activity; acetylcholine-gated monoatomic cation-selective channel activity
Source: RefSeq, a predicted model, not a curated record
GACUGGGAUUGCUUGUGGUAGGGUGUGACGAAGUGCUGCACGGAUUCUGUGCGGAGGUGACGCGCUUCGGUCGGAAUCGUCUGCUCGGGGACAGAAUGGAGUGUAGGAUUAAUUGUUUGUUGUUAAGUGCUUUCUUCCUGUGGAUGGCUGCCGUUGCUGCCCAGGAGAAGCCUAUGGAAACGAAGUUAUUCAACCAUUUGAUGAAGAUUAAAGGUUAUGAGAAGAAUGUACGACCUGUCCAAAACUCGUCUGAGGUCACAAAGGUCACAUUCAGCGUAUCCCUCGUCAAACUGGCUGACUUGAAUGAGAAAGAUCAGAUUCUUACCACGAAUGUUUGGAUCAGGCAUGCGUGGCACGACUACCAACUGAAAUGGCAGCCAUCCAAGUGGGGAGACGUAAAAAGCCUGAGGAUUCCAAUCAGCAUGCUCUGGACGCCAGAUCUUGUCCUCUUCAACGGAGAUAGUAAGAGAGCCUUUGAACCCUUGGCUGUUGUGAGCUCAGACGGCAAGGUGCUGUGGAUCCCUUACGCAACUCUCAACUCGUUCUGUGCUCUGAACAUGGAGAGUUUCCCCUUUGACGAACAGAUUUGUACUCUCAAAUUUGGCUCAUGGGCUUACGAUGGCUUACAGGUGGACAUGGUGCUCAAUGAGGGCUUCCCUGCUGUCGACACCCGCUACUUCAUGGAACACUACGGCUGGGACAUUACCAGCUCCAAGGUGAACAAGUCCAACAUCUACUAUGCCUGCUGCCCUGAACCAUACCCAGAGGUCAAGAUCACGCUCACCAUGAAGAGGACCGGGCGAUUCUAUUCCUACUUCUACGUAGCUCCAGCAGUGUUGCUGUGUUUUCUGAUUCCUUUGAUCUUCUGGCUGCCUGUAGGAUGUCAGGAAAAGACGACCAUCGGUAUUGGGAUCCUCAUUGGAAUGAGCGUACUGAUAAUGAUGCUAGGUGACCUCCUGCCUUCCGACACCGAGUCAAUGCCGCUGUUAGGCCAGUAUUACAUAGCGGUGUUCGUCCUUACGGUCCUGGCAUUAAUUCUCGUGACCUUCACCAUUAACCUUGGCAAUGCGGAGAAUAAAGACAGUCGUGUGCCAGAUUGGCUAAGAAAGACGUGUCUGGUGUGCGUUGGCCGCAUCUUCUGUGUCAUCGAGGGCCACAAGCACCCAGGGGCUAGCGAGGCAACCAGUCCGGAUGGAGGCGAGUCCGUGGGACUCUCGGAGAAGGGAACAACUGAACCUGGCAGGAUGGAGUGCUGCCUGUUCACAGCAGAAUGGCGCCGCGUGGCGCAGGUGUUUGACAGGCUCUUCUUAGUCGUCUUCCUGGUGUUCUGUAUCAUUCUCACCGUAGCUCUGCUCUGCGGUUAAGAGGUGACACAGCCCAGCGAUAGCUAGGUGGCAGCUAGGAGAUAGCAUAUUCAACAGCAACAAAAAGUACCUGCAACGUGGCACAUUUAACGGCAAAAUCGUACAAACGAUAGGUUGCUGACAAUAUACAUGUACAAUCCAUCAGUUAGUUCUCGUAGACAAACCGAUUCCUUGGUUAUCUCAAGGAAAAUGAAUGUCCAAUGAAGUCGGGUCUCUGUCAGAUAAAUCAGGAAAAAUUUAGAGAAGCCGUUCAGAAACCAGAAAAUGUAUUCCACCAGUAUCUUCCUGCUGCCACCUGCAUGCACGUCAAAGAGAACCGCCAUAACGAUGGUGACAGACAGAACUCGCGUUGUCAGCCGUCCGGUUGGUAUUGUUUCAGCGAAACACAAAGGGGUCGGCUCAUGUUUACUUGGCCGUUAGGGGCGUCCGGUCAGCCUGUCGUCCCUCUAAUGGUAAUAAGCAUAUUCCAAUUUCAACGUGUUUCGCUGAAGCGCGGAACCAACCGGAUAGACUGACAGUGCGUAUUUUGUCAUGUGGAUCACCGCAGUGAUUAUACAUCGCCCAGAAAAGAUACAAAUGAUGGGUAAAAUUGAUCGUCUAGGGUGUCAUACAAAUCACGAAACGGUUGUUGAUUGUCCUUGUAGAGAUACAUCAUAUUCGUGUGUCGUCGACUUCAAUUGUUGUAUCAACAUUUGAUCAAUGCAGCAGUCAUUAUUUAUUCGAAAAUACAUGUAACAUUUUCACUUUGAUGAGGUCAGGUGCAGAAACGCCACACCUGCAAUGGUGCGUAUUUGCAUUCCUUACAUCCCCUAUCUACGAUUGGGUUAUUUGUCGUCAACGCUAUGGCCUGGUACUCCAGCCAGAAGUCAAAUCAUGCAAGAGCGGAAUAUCUUAUAAAAGUGAAAAGAGAGUAAGUAGCGUGGAAACUCGAGCUAUUGCGAGGUCAUCUUGUAACUCGCGAAUUACUCUUGAUAAUUGGAUUGGAGUAAUUUCAUCAUCGAAGGAGCAUUACCACCGUUAGAUGAUAUCGAUUGCAAGAAUAGUCGUCCAAUAGCGAUAGCUUCUUCGUGGCGAACCAAUAGUGACGUAAAUUUAUUCAAAGGAAAACUUCUGGUGACAAAGAAGAACGGUACUUAAUCAAUGUGACGUAAACGAAGAGUUUUAAGUAAAUGAAUGGUUCGAACGGAGAAACUCGCCCGAUAUUGGACAAGAUGCCAACAUUAUAACAACGAAUUGUGUUUUUACUGAUUAAGAUCUCAGGACGGUCUAUUAAGAUAAAUGUAACAUUAUUGUAACUGUUGUAAUCGCACUUAAUUUGUAUGCGUUUUUCACUGUCGCUGCAUAACGAACUCGAUAUCAAGGGAUAAGAAUGCGUCCUACUUAAAAUAAUAGUGGCGCCACCUACAAAAACAGCAUCUUGCAAUUAGUCGGUGGCUCCGCUGAUGGUGAGGAGGGCACAUUUUCUCAUACGUCAUGUCCGUUAAAUUGUAUUUAAGCACAAACCUAUCGAUUGGUUUUCGAUUCAACGUUGUUUUGGAUUUCUGCAUGUCUCAAAUUUAAUUGUAUUUUCUAUGUAAACAAUAUCAGAGAAGACGAUAUAUGUCACCAACUAUGAUGCAGCCUGUCAUACCGGCUCGGCUCAAACACUACCACUUGUACAUUUAACCUCAAUAGCCCUUAUGAUGAUUGCCAUCUCAAUUCGUAUCACUUUCCAAGGCAAGCAAAUGGUCAGAUAUCAUACCGAAAUGAAUUUACUCCUUUCUGAUUGGUUCAGACGAGGAGGCUGCCUGGAUUGACAACUUCCGAUUGGUCAAUUCGAUGAGAAAGUAGUUGAUGCUGUUUUAGAAAAGUAGUCAAUAAUUUAUUGGUAUCAGAUUGAGCAAAGUUGAGCAAACGCAUGAUAUUUUUAUGAGAAAAUACUGUGGUUGAAUACAAUGUCAAUGUAAGGACACUUUUUCUAUUGGUACACUGAAAAUUCCCACACCGGUAUACAACAUAUUUUGUUGCACACGUCACAAUACGCAUUGCAUCAUAUGGUAACUUGCAAACGCCGUGUAUUGUGUUUCUUUUCAGUGUACAUGCAUAUGAUGUUAAGCUUCUCUUUCUAGUAAAGUAAAGAUACAGUAAUCCAGUUUCGCACCAUGUAUUUUUAUUGCAUUUCUAUAUAACCCGUUUUACUUAUAUCACAUUUUCGAUUCCAGUUUUCUGAUACUAGGUGGCUGAAAAUAAACCUC